UACAGACACGGAUACUUAAAGGGACAACCAAUCAACCAUGGGCCAUAUCUAAUGAUUAGAGGUACAAAAAUUACACAUUAGCAUUUAGAAGUACAAUACGACUACACAGACUACAUGAUUUUAUACUACAAUGACAUGAUCUUUUAUGUAGAAGCCAGCACCUUGUAUGCUACUGAUUUACAUUCCCACAAUUCUACAGCAAAGCUAAAUUGUUCUCUUAAUUGUAAUUUGUGGCUCUAAUUCUCUAGUUGUUUCGAUAUACAAUGAGUGUAUCUAUUAUGUACAUAUUUAUGUUCUUCAGGAAAAAUAUGGUGCUAAUUUACCUUUGCAUCUCACAAGCGGAGAGCGAGGCCAAGGCACUGCUCUGGAUGUCCAAACUUCUAUUAGUCUGCUCCGAGUCAUCCAAGUUUAGACGUUCUGCAAAAUAUUCUGUUUCAUCAGUCUCUUUACCGAUCUGCAUUGAUACGUAAGCUGCUGUUUAGUUACCGAUAUUCUAGCUCCAUCCUCCCGAUUUCACUUUUGAUCUCAUCCGACAAGCCAGGAAGAGAAAAGGACCAUGAUCUAACAAAGUGUUGGUGGACUACUGCCUCGACUUUCAGCAAUUGAAGGAGAAUUUCCUAAGUAGACAGUCAGUUUCAGGAUCAGACUGCAGCAAAUGAGCAGUGGAUGAAAUAGGUUCUGCAUUAUGUUGAGUCUCAAUGAUCAGUCUACUUUCAUGAUUAGAUCGAGUAAUCGGAACGAGCAAUAGUUUGACAAGAUAAAUAUGAUUUUUUCAUAAAAGAUCAUGAGUUCGAUACUCACCAAACUCUUCACUUCCUUCAGCCUACCCUAUAAUAUUUAGAUAUGAGAAUUGAUUCGGAUUUAAGAUUGAGGUGAUAGUCUGAUGGUGAGAUCUUUACCUUGCAACAUCAUAGCUCGCAAGGAUUGAGCUCGUAACCAAGUAAUGUCGGAUAAUUGCUUGCUUCCAUACAUUGUAUACAUGAUUAGGUCUAAUACAAUUCCUCUAUAUACUGCCAAUUACUUUAUUCAAAAGGAUAUGAAAUAUGAAUUCUCUAGUGUUACCCCGAAUCAAAAAAAAUAAUUUAAAAGGGAUGAAUGGAUGAUACUAGUUUUAAUAUUUACUACAUGUAUAAGGGUAUAAUUGGUUCUAAAGAGAAAAAAAUCUCUUUUAUAAAAAAAGUCCAUUUUCCACCUAAAUGGAUAACCAGCUUGAAGAGGCAUUUUCCAUCCUUAUACAAAACUACUACUUUAGAAGAAAAUCAAUUUUCUAUCUUUUUCGAAACAUCUCUAAUUUUCUUGAGUUUUCCAUUAAACCGAACAAUUUUCUAUUAUGAAUAAAACUCAUGAAAAUUAAUUCUCCGAAAAAAUAUUUUUCCUCAAACUUAACAGAACAAAUUUAUCACUAGGGGAGAGGAGUAAGGACUAAAGUGGAUAAAAAAAAAAGAAAAGAAGAUAACUUGCCUCCCUUGCUGAACUAUUGUGUGAUACUUUGCCUUUCCAUCAAUCUUCCUUGCUUUAAGCUGAUAUUCUAAGUGAACAUCUUCCUUCCUUCAGACUUUCAUAGAACACACUCAGUUCUCUUCUCUCACAUACCAGUAUUAAGCUCUGGUAGUCUUGUUUUUACUGGUUCUUCUUCUAACUUCUCACUCUCAGUUGUCAAAAUUCAUGUCUCAAUAUGAUGAUCCUGAAAAUAAUCCUCAUUUCUGGCCGACCCAGCCGUCAGAUUUUGCAGCACCUCCACUGAAUCGGCCAGAAUCAAGGCAGAGUUGGGAUGGCCGCCCUUAUCGAGAUCAACACCCUGAUCUAAUUCAAAAGAGGUCUCGGCAGCGACAGCAACUGCCACCUCCUCCACAUCGUCCGGGCCUGGAUGUACACCCAAAAAGUACCCAGCCUGAACAUGCCCAUCAAUGGUACCCGACCCCAACAACGCAGCAGCCCUCAACUCCAUUGAAGCAUCCACCGCCUGCAUUGAAUUCCCACCUGGGCGAAGUGUCAGCUCAGACCGACACUCAGUCCCGGACCAAGCACCCAUUAUCACAUCCACAAGUUAGCUUCGAUCAAGGCGCUGCUCCCCCAAAUUCCCGGCAACAUUUAAUGUACCCAACACCCAAUCGAACCAAGGCACUUACAUGGUUUGGAGCAGUGUUCUGUCUAAUCCUAUGGCUUGUCAUAAUUCUUGGUGGCCUCAUGGUGCUCAUAAUAUACCUCGUGUAUCGCCCACAUACCCCACACUUUGAGAUAUCAAGCGCAUCCUUCAAUACCGCCUACCUCGACAUGGGCUACGUGCUAAACUCCGACAUCACAAUCCUUGCCAACUUCACUAAUCCCAAUGAGAAGGUGGUUGUAGACUUUAGAUAUGUGACCCUGCAGCUCUAUUUCGACAAGCACCUCAUUGCUAAUCAAUACAUUGACCCUUUCACGAUUUUCAGCACGGAAUCCAAACUUGCAAAUGUGGAGUUCAUAACCAGCCAGCUUAGGCUUCCUUUAGGAGUGACUCAACAACUCAUAGCACAGGUACAGAGAAAUAGGGUUACAAUUGAAGUUCAUGGGUAUUUUCAUGCAAGAUCAAAAUUUGGAAGCCUUUUGAGAUACUCUUAUUGGUUGUAUGGCCACUGUCAAAUUGAAAUGACAAGGCCCCCAAGUGGAGUUAUGCUAAACAGCCAUUGUAGAACAAAGGACUGA
Messenger RNA from Amaranthus tricolor (Joseph's coat), 2682 nucleotides. RefSeq lists its product as uncharacterized. The record is from RefSeq and is a predicted model, not a curated record. The transcript has a single exon. Gene Ontology annotation, cellular component: plasma membrane. Lineage: Eukaryota; Viridiplantae; Streptophyta; Magnoliopsida; Caryophyllales; Amaranthaceae. The coding region runs from base 1666 to 2682 and encodes 338 amino acids.